UUGAGCUUUGUAUGACUUCUCUGACUUUUCAAGUUGCAUUUUAAUGUCUCACAGUUUGAACUUUAUGUCAUUUCAGAUUUUGUAUCUUAAUUUUGUAGCUGUGAAGUCCAGUAGUAAGUUGUGAGAUUCCAAGGGGCACCGAAUUGGACUUUUAUCAAGUGUUUGUGUCGACAGCUGUAAGAAAGUUAGAUUUGAGUUUGAUCCUGACUCAGCAUUUCGAGCAGCAUACACAGCAUUUUAGCUGAGUUUCCACGGCAACUGUGCCAAUCAGCUGCAAAUCUGGGAUCACAUGCACAUAGUAGAAUACAUUGAAGAAGAUGAGGAACCACCUUUGCUGCUCAGCUCUCGUCCUUCUCACGGUGUUUGGCUGUAGUGGGACUGCAGCAGUGCAGUGUCGGUGGGGGGAAGGAUGUGUGUGUCUGCAAUGCCCCGCUGGCCAGGCGCCUUCCAAGGCUUGUGGGCAGAUCCAAAGGCCAACAGAAGAAGUGCAAUGUGAGUUGUGCCCAUCUGGAAGCUUUUCAGACACAUUCGACUCUGAGCUUUGCCGCCCACACGCAUCCUGCAAGAUCCUCGGCCUUAAGGUUGCAACCCUUGGCACUGGGACCUCAGAUGCUGUCUGUGGGGACUGUCUGCCCGGAUUUCACUCCACUGCCGCAGGGGAAGUUUCCACCCAAAGUCUGUGUGUGAAAACGGCCUUGCGUGUCAGAGCGGUGCGUACAGUGGGUAGAGGUCCAUCGAUUGGUGCAGGAGGGCCGGUCAAUGGCACAGUGGUACGAAGUGCCGAGGAGAAGACAGCAGAGUACGCCGUGUUUGCCUUGGUGCCCAUCUUCUGCGUGAUGGGCCUGUUGGGAAUCCUCAUCUGCAACAUCCUGAAGAAGAAGGGGUACCGCUGCUCUGCUGACAAAGAGGGAGGAGAUGUAGAAACUGCCACACCGCAAAAAGAAGGGAACAAUUAUCCCUACAUAUCUGACGACCUGAAUGAAGACACCAUCAGUGUUCUGGUUCGCCUCAUCACUGAGAAGAAAGAAAAUGCUGCUGCACUGGAGGAAUUGCUGCUGGAGUACGAGAGCAAACAGAUGGCCAUGAGCAAAGGCUCGUCAAUCAAGUUCCCGAUGCUGUCUCCUCUGUCCCCUUUCCGCUCCCUCCCCAGGCUGUGCCCCCAUCAGUCCCACCUCCACACCAUCUCUGGCCUCUCCGGCCUGGCCCCCAAACACGGCUUGCGCUGCACCCGGUGCGCCCAGAGGAAGUGGCCCGCUAUCCUCAUACCUCCCCUGGAUUCUCUCAGAGAUCCCCUGAAGCCUCCCCAGACCCUGAUCCUACCCUCCCUGGACAAAUCCCCUGACCAGCUGAAGAGGCCCCUGUUGGAGGGGGUGUUUGUCGACACCCACCACACACAAGCUGUUGUGCCAAAUACUGUACAGGAAAAAAUGGAAGGGUGCGAAGUGAAGGAGAAGGAGGGAGAGCUGACAGUGUUAUCUGUGGGGAGGUUUCAAGUCGCUCAGAUCCCCGAGCAUAAACCUGUCACCGUGAAAACUAAAACAUCAUCCCAGGAGCAGCCCAACUCCCUGUUUGGAGGCAAACCGUUCUGCUCGUCUUCCUCAUCUGGCGUCAGGAGGUGAAGAGACAGAGAGACGGUGUAUUAUAACACUACCUUGCUGAAUAUGACCUCAUCGUUCACUGACAACUGGACAGCUGGCAAGAAUGGUGUUUCUAGACACCAUGAAACCACAAGGACCACCUCGUGCUGGAGGAAGUUGUUUCUAUUCACGCAAUGAGAGGAAUAUAACUGUAUCUGUGAUCACAUGAAACGAUAUUGUACUUUACAGAUGUAUCAGAUGUAACAUCAUAGACGUUCUACUCCAAUCACAGCGGCUUCGCUGUCCCAAUACAAAGAAAAGUUGAAGAGUGUAGCUUUGUGAUAACAGAUUGUCAACGUCUGAGCAAGCAGAAAAAAGAGAAGUGUGCAUCUUAAAAAAGUGCAUUCUCUGCCCCUAUAUUUGUGCUUCCAUAUAAAAAAAACAAAAAAAAACAUAUUCAAAUAGCUCCAAAGGCUCGAACAGCAGUGAGACUGAAACAAACAUGUGUGUACAUAACCCCCCCCCCCCCGGAAAUGUCAAACCAAGUUAUCUGUGAUCAAGUGCCAUAUGAACUAAGAAAAUCAAGAUGGCAUUACCGGAAAGAGCAAAUCUGGUUUGGUUGAAAUAAAAAACAUACAUGAUUUGGGUCAAAAGACACUUGAUUUAAGAGUACAGUACUACAGUAAGUAUUAGAAGGACAACAUGGGAUAACGUUCCAUAUCAUUUAGUUGUGUUAAAUAUUUUUUACCAGUUAAGUAAUCCAGCUCCUCUUUUCUGCUCACAUUUGGAGGUGAUUUGAGGUUUUAGACCUUACAUAUGUUGAAUGUAGUCUUAACAGAAGAUGCACUCACUGAGUUCAGUGAACCUUUGAGGGUUUGAGAAACAUUCACUCAGCCACGUGCACCUACCCUCAGUCAGCAUUAAUAAUACUAUUUGCAACCUUUAAGCUAUUAGACUAGAUCCAAGACGGUGAUCAGGGACCAAAAUGUGUUCCCAAUACAGUAUCACAGCAUAUGUUUUACAACACUGCGUCCCACUGGCAGUUAGAGCCAUUUGGGUCCUGGUGUGAAGAAGUUAGAUGGGUAGAGAUCACUUUUGUAGAAUAGACCAUGUAAAUUAAUGUACAUAUGUAAAUAUGGGUGGGUAUAGAAAGACAGUUCUGGCUUUUUUCCCCUUUUUUUUAAGCAUACAGUUUGUAUGAGGUGAAAGACAACUGCACUGCACCAAUAAGUGACACUUGUAGUCCAUCAAUAAUUUAAAAAAACGUAAACUCACACCAUCAUGAAUAUAAGCGUUUUCUGGAUAAACUCAACAUGAAAAUGUUUAAUAAAUGCUUUUUUUUCUUCUUUUUUUUUUAGAAACCAAAACACACACAUGCAGCACACAUAUCCAGAACUUAAUCUCCAUAACUGUAAGGAACCACUCCCACAUAAAUACACACACACACACAUUUUUCGUUUUUACAGUUGAAUUAAAUAAACCAACAAGUGGAUUCGUGGUUGAGAAGUCAUGCUGCUCACUUGGCUUCAGUUUACAUCCUCAUGGCUUCUAAAGAGUUUACGAUAACUAUCCACUCAUGUUCAUAUUUCCUAUUGUGUUUCUUAUUAUGAAUUCAACAUGUCUGGAGGACUGGAUAUGUAUUGGUUGCAGCAGUUACACAUUUUCAUUUUAUCUGUUUUUAUUACUAUUAUUAGGAUUAUUAUUAAAUGUGUUCAAGCUGAAGUGUUUCUACCGUCAGGUAGAAAGAAAACAUUCAUCUCAUCAACUUUGAAGAGUGCAUUUAUAAUAUUUAA
Messenger RNA from Cyclopterus lumpus (lumpfish), 3370 nucleotides. It is a transcript of the gene relt, whose product is annotated as RELT TNF receptor. The transcript has 11 exons. Bases 318 to 1619 code for a protein of 433 amino acids. Gene Ontology annotation, biological process: apoptotic process. The record is from RefSeq and is a predicted model, not a curated record. Gene Ontology annotation, molecular function: protein binding. NCBI's taxonomy places the organism in Eukaryota, Metazoa, Chordata, Actinopteri, Perciformes, Cyclopteridae.